AUGGAGAUGGUAGAAGCAGUGGCAUUGUUUGAUUAUUCUGGUAGAACUAAUAAAGAAUUAUCAUUUAAAAAAGAUCAAAGUAUUUUUAUUUACAAAAAAAUGAAUCAUGAAUGGUGGUUAGGACAUAUAGCUGGUGGAAGUCAGUCAGGAUUUAUUCCUGAUGGUUACAUCAAGCUUAAAUCCAGACGCCGAGAUUCAGCUCCUGUUCACCAUCGUCCUCAACGUAGUAUAGUGCCUAAUCCACCAUCGUCUAUAACAUUUCGAACAUUAUCAAGUGAUCGAUCGAAUGCCUCUAUUUCAGCCACUUCAGCAUCUCAUAUUGUACAUCGUCAAUCGUCUGAUUUUUCACUUGUUGAUGAACAUCGUCUUGAAUCAGCUAAAGAAACUGAAAUUCUUGAAGUUGAAUUAGACAUCAACAAUAAUGAAGAAGAAGGAGAAGAAGAGAGUAGUUUACUAAUUGAAAGUCAUGCUAACCCUCCUGUACCCGUUUCUCGCACCAUCUAUGAUGCUUUAUCACCUAAUAAUCUACCAAAACCAUCAAUACCAAUAUCAUCAUCUCCCUCGACAUCCGUCAAUGAUCAACAAAUAAUUGAUAUUGAUACAGCGUUACGUGAAAUUUUAUCAGGUAUUCAAACUGUUGAAGAAUGUCAUGCACAGUGUUUUCGUUCCAUGCCAUCGUCCAAUGUCCAACCAGAAACCGAUGCACCUGAUCUUGUGAUUAAUUUACCAAAAUCAAAUGGUAUUCUAACAGCACAACCAUCGAAAUCAUUUGAUGAACAUUCAUUACCAAUAUCUCAUUCAACAAUAAUUAUUGAUCUAGCACAUUCAUCACGAUCAAAUUCUUCGUCACCCGAAUUAACUCGAUCAAAUAAAAUUCCACCACCGAUUAUGAAAAAACCAGAAAAAACUUUGCAUUUACUUGAACGUCUUGGUUUAAAACAGACAACUGAUUCAUCACAUGGUACUAGAACAUCAUCAUUAACAACACGUUUCAGUUUUCCUCAUCAACAACAUCAAGCAAUAUCGAUUUCGCGUUCAUCAAAAGCUACACAAGUUUAA
Molecule: messenger RNA, 1059 nt
Organism: Rotaria socialis
Lineage: Eukaryota; Metazoa; Rotifera; Eurotatoria; Philodinida; Philodinidae
Source: the annotation of a GenBank genome assembly